Fusarium redolens is the source of this 945-nucleotide messenger RNA. Its product is annotated as NlpC/p60-like transpeptidase. The transcript has a single exon. Bases 1 to 945 code for a protein of 314 amino acids. The record is from RefSeq and is a predicted model, not a curated record. NCBI's taxonomy places the organism in Eukaryota, Fungi, Ascomycota, Sordariomycetes, Hypocreales, Nectriaceae.
AUGGCCGAGCACCUUAGCUACGUCGGCUCCGUCCCCUACUGCUACGCCAACUCCCUGGUUAUGAUGUUGGGUAAGGACAGCCCAUCGCCUGCUGUCAUCGAGUUCGCCACCUCGAGCCCCUUUGGCAUGCAGAUCAUAGGUGGUGACCUCGUAUUCUUUGACCCCUACGGCUGGGACCCAGCCUCGAGCUUCGACGCGGCACUCAAGGCCGCCGGCUGGGAGUCGACUCUCGAAAUCAGCGCCGACGCCGACGCCGCCCUCGCCCGUCUUAAGGCUGAGCUGGCCGAGGGCCGGCCGGUGUUCGUUGGCCCCGUCGAGAUGGGCCUCUUGCGAUUUCAGCCAGAGAUGAAGGGUGCCAUCGGGGCUGAUCACUACGUCGUGGUGCUACGCAUCACCGACGACGGCGAGGUUGAGAUGCACGACCCCCAAGGGCACCCGUACGCCACGCUUCCCGUCACUGACUUCAUGGCUGCGUGGCGGGCCGACAAGAUCGGCUACGGCAAGCCAUAUAUGAUGCGCACCGGCUUCCGGCAGGUCGAGCGUGGCCUCUCGGAGGAGGACGUGAUACGCAGGUCGCUCGACAACGCGCGCCGCUGGUUGUCUAUGGAGGGCGAGCACAACAUGCCGCCGGGGUCGUACGGCAACGGCGAGGCAGCCGAGAGGCUAGCGCAGAUGGUCGAGUCCCCCGACACGCUGGCGCAGGGCAUCCGCUUGUUGCUCGUUGACUUCGCUGUGAGGGUCGGGGCGCGCAGGCUGGCCGACGCGGCGACCUGUCUGGCGCGCAUCGGCAAAGGCAGGGCGGGCAGCAUCAUGGCCAGGCAGGCCCGGCUGGUUGGAGCCCUACAACUUCCGCUUGUGUCUGGCGAGGAUGCACGGGCGGUGUCGCUGCUGCGGGAGUUGGUGCCGACGUACGAAGAGUUGAGACAGGCGCUGGCAGAGGACUGA